Messenger RNA from Sorghum bicolor (sorghum), 1507 nucleotides. Its product is annotated as programmed cell death protein 2. Gene Ontology annotation, cellular component: cytoplasm. The transcript is spliced from 12 exons. The coding region runs from base 1 to 1194 and encodes 397 amino acids. The record is from RefSeq and is a predicted model, not a curated record. NCBI's taxonomy places the organism in Eukaryota, Viridiplantae, Streptophyta, Magnoliopsida, Poales, Poaceae.
AUGGAAUUCAACACCGAGAAGCUUCAAAAUCUUCAUAUCAUCUCCAAUGAGGAGCUGGAGCCUGUUGUCGUCUUCAAUACUGAUGAUGUCGAUCCUGAGGAUGACGAGGGCACAGAACCCCAAGUAACAGUUGGUUUCGUAGAGGAACCAGAGGGACCAAAGGACUCGCACUAUCUUCUUCCACAACAUUUUCCCAAUAAAGCUGGCGGUACUCCGGCCUGGCUUGAUCCUGUGAAUUUGCCAUCUGGCAAGUCAAGCAGCUGUGACUUCUGUGGCAAUCCACUGCGUUUUGUUCUCCAGGUUUAUGCACCAAUUCGGUCAAAGGAAACUGCCUACCAUCGCACAUUGUUUGUGUUCAUGUGCCCAUCAAUGGCAUGCUUACUCCUGGACCAGCAUGAACAGGAGAAAGACAGGACAGUAAAUCCUAAAAGGAGUGUCAAGGUUUUCCGGUGCCAGCUGCCCAAGGACAAUGCAUUUUAUCAACUUGAAGAACCUGAGGGGAGAGCAUACUAUUGUUCCAAGAAGCAUCAGGAACUGCAUUGGCGCACUAGUCACAAGAGUGAAUGCCCUCAAGUGCUUUGUUCACCCAAUGCUUCUACUUCCAUUCUGGCAGAUGGUAGGAGAGUAUUUGCUGGCACUUCAUGGCCUGAAUAUAUAGUGGUCGAUGUACCUGAAAAGGCACCCUGUUUCAAUAAUUUUGAUGGCAAUACGUCAGAAUUGUCUGUGGUGCAUGGGCAAAAUAAAUCAGAUGACAUGCUUUCAUUGAUGGACGAGUUUGAGGCUGAUGCCGACAACAGAUGCUGGGCAUCUUUUCUGGAUCGUAUCUCAAGGGACCCGGAACAAGUGUUGAGGUACAGUGGGGAGGCAAAUGCAAAACCUCUUUGGGCCGUGUCAUCUGGAUCUCUGACUAAUGAUGCUGCUAUCCCAUUGUGCAUCUACUGUAAUGGUCCACUUUGCUAUGAAUUUCAGGUAAUGUCACAAAUGCUCCACUACUUCCAUGUUGAGAAUGAACCAGACUCCCUUGAUUGGGCGACAAUAAUUGUGUACACAUGUCAAGGGUCAUGUGACUGGAAUGUUAGUUAUAAGGAAGAAUUUGUGUGGGUUCAGUUAGGUCCAGCUACAAGAACAACCUAUCAUGGUAUGACAGGUAACCAAGACCUUUCGUCUCGUAAGAUUAUUCGGUCUGAGCUAUAGAUACAUGUGCAUCUGUCAUGUUGCCAGUUGUAAAACUUUCCAAUGCUCGCCGGUCGUGUCCUCAUAUAAUGCGCCUUAAAAUUGGCCAAACGUUAGCCUCCAUAUUGCUCAGGUUGACCAUCGUACAACACUAGCAACCGUCGACGGGAAUUAGGAUCGCUUUAAUUUGUUUCUGAAGGUGAUAGAAGCUGGAACAUGUUUGAAGGUUGACCAUCGUACAACACUAGCAACCUCCAACAGUUUUAAUCAGUAGUUUAGAUGUUUGUCACAUAUACCACGUUUUUGUAUCAAGAGAUAAACACUUUUAAUUAAA